UAUAUAUAUAUAUAUGUGUGUGUGUGUGUGUGUGUGUGCGUGUGUGCGUGUAAGCCUGAUGAAAUGCCAGGAUUGGGCUACCUCCAGGGAGAGCCUCUCCAUCCUAUAAUGUGAGGUGGCCAGCAGCACUGUGGGGAUCAGGGAGAAGCUGCAUCCAUCAAGCUACGGGCCUCCGGAGGACCAGGCGUGAUCCAACGGGAGGGCAGAUUUAACAAAAAAAAUAAUACUUCUCUGCUGAGGAGAGAAGCCAUUGUCGUCAUCCAUCCGUUUUUUUUUUCUCACUCCGUGAGCCCCCUCCUUCCUCCUCCACCUCCACUCUUCUUUAUUUCCCCAUUCUUCAUUCAUUCCUCAUUCUUCUAGAGGCUCUCGUUGGAAUAUCAAACCUCCAUGUAUGACAAUUUGUACCUGCAUGGAUUUGAAGACUCGGAAGCGGGCUCAGCUGAUUCAUAUACUAGUAGACCAUCAGACUCAGAUGUCUCUCUGGAGGAGGAGCGGGAGGUCCAGGCUCAGGUCCAGAGCCAGAGCCCCAGCCAGAGCCAAGGACCGGCACAGACCCGCCAGGAGAGGGAGCAGCAGGCCGCCAUUCAGCUGGAAAGAGCUAAGGCCAAACCAGUGGCAUUUGCUGUAAGGACCAACGUCAGCUACUGUGGUGCACUGGAUGAGGAUGUUCCAGUUCCAGCCACUGCCAUCUCCUUUGAUGCCAAGGAUUUCCUCCAUAUAAAAGAGAAGUUCAACAAUGACUGGUGGAUAGGUCGGCUAGUGAAGGAGGGCUGCGAGAUCGGCUUCAUCCCCAGUCCUCUGAAGCUUGAGAACAUCCGGCUCCAGCAGGAGCAAAAGAGAGGACGAGUUCAAGGUAAGUCUGGAGGGAACUCUUCUUCCAGUGUAGAGGAUGAGGUCUCUGCCUCUAUCCGACCACUCAUUUCAUCAGCAGGAAAGCAGAAACAGAAAGUGAUGGAGCACAUCCCCCCAUAUGACGUGGUUCCCUCUAUGAGGCCUGUGGUGCUGGUGGGACCCUCACUCAAGGGUUAUGAGGUAACAGACAUGAUGCAAAAAGCAUUGUUUGACUUCCUCAAGCACAGAUUUGAUGGCAGGAUAUCAAUAACACGUGUCACAGCAGAUAUAUCAUUAGCCAAGAGGUCAGUUCUCAACAACCCCAGUAAAAGAGCCAUCAUUGAGAGGUCCAACACUCGCUCCAGUUUAGCGGAGGUGCAGAGUGAGAUUGAGAGGAUAUUCGAGUUGGCCCGCUCCCUGCAGCUGGUGGUGCUGGACGCUGACACCAUCAACCACCCGGCUCAGCUCCUCAAGACCUCACUGGCCCCUAUCAUUGUUCACGUGAAGGUCUCCUCACCAAAGGUCCUGCAGAGACUUGUCAAGUCCAGAGGAAAAUCCCAGAGCAAACACCUGAACGUCCAGCUGGUGGCAGCAGACAAAUUAGCCCAGUGUCCUCCGGAAAUGUUCGACAUCAUCCUGGACGAGAACCAGCUGGAGGAUGCCUGCGAGCAUCUGGCUGAAUACCUGGAGGCCUAUUGGAAAGCAACCCAUACCUCAAUGGCGACACCACUAAACCCCCUGCUGGGACGCAACCUGGGACCCACCACCCUCACCCCCUACCCCACCAGCAUCUCUGGACUGCAGAGCCAAAGAAUGCGACAGAGCAACCACACGGGGGAUCACUCCACCCCGAAUGAACGACGCAACCUGAUGACGUCGGAUGAAAACUACCACAACGAGCGGGCGCACAAGGGACGCAACCGCAUGUCGUCCGGAUCGCAGCACAGCCGAGAGCAGCAAGACCCUUACCAGGACUACCAGGACCCCUAUCAGGAUGCAUACAAACCACAUCGCAAUCGCAGUUCACCGGGCAGCUACAGCCAUGACUCCCGGCACCGGCUCUGAGCCCACCUCCCCCUCUCCCACUGAGGCCCAGACGGCCCACAUUCCACCCCAAACAAACACUGCGGCGGAUACAAGAUGGUCCCUAAUUGUACCUUUGUGUUGAUUUGAUUUGUUUACCCGGCUUGAAUUAUCUUUCCAAGUCAAACAAAGUCAUAUUCAGAUGUCAGGUAAUUGUUUUUUUUUUGUUUUUUUUUUAAAAAGAAGCUGCAGGGUGACCCCGUCAGUCAACAGCGUGAGAGGUCAAGAGGUUCAGGAAGCCAAUGUUAACUUACGCUGUCAAACAAAUAACUUCAAUUGAUGUGAGUGGGACCUUUUGGAAUUUGAACUAACAUGAGGCUCAGCAGACGUGCAGCACAGACUGAGCUUGCUGACUGACUGUGUCAGCAGGCUAAUUCUGGACACUGGUCAGAUGGUGAGACGGUGCGUGGGCUUCUAAAUGCCUGGGACAUCACACUGGGGACCAGUCGGGAGGGGAGGUCCACUGCACACAAGACUGCUGAAAGCUGCUGACCCUCGUCCUGGGUCAUGUAUAAAUCCUCUCUCUCCAUUUAGCUUCUUGCAUGCUGAUAGAUGACCAAACUCCGCAUCCACUUCAUUUGAUAUUUUCUACCCAGCGUUGUGGAAUCUCACAUGAAAAGGAAGAGAUACAGAGGUCCGAUUUUCUGAAUCACCUGACCUGGUCUGUGGCAGAGAGUGCAGGCUGCUAGUUCAAAAAAAAACAAACAAACAAAAAAAACUAAACGGUGCUUCAAAUUCCCAAACUAUUUUGCUAUUUGAGCGUCACUUUGAGCACGGCCAGCUUUUCUGUAGCAUAGCUUUAGGAUUUCAUUUGGGUGAAGACCCUCACCGUCAUAAACGGAAGGUGAUUGUGAUGGUGCUGGGAUCAGAGCUUAGUUUACACUGUAAGGGAAGGCAAUAUGCUUCUGUUUGAAACAGUUAGCACUUAGAAAAGGAAAUAGUUGUGAUAGAAUAGUGAAAUAUAAUAGCAUUUGAGAUGCAUUUGAUGUUAUUGAGAUGUGGACUGGCAUUAAAACCAAGCUUGGGUUGUUCUGUCUGACAUUUUUUUUGUCCCUGACAGUGUGAAGCUUAAGAUUAGGGAUUAUUAUUGUUUUUUUUAUAUAUAUAUAUACAUUUAAGGUAAAACAUUAAUGUCGGUUACCAAGUGAAUAUGAAGUCAGUGUUCCUUCUGUUGGUUUUAGGGCACUUGAGCAUUAAAAAUGUGACAUGGCAGGAUCA
This is a messenger RNA of Solea senegalensis (Senegalese sole), 3132 nucleotides long. Its product is annotated as voltage-dependent L-type calcium channel subunit beta-4-like. Gene Ontology annotation, molecular function: high voltage-gated calcium channel activity; protein binding. The transcript is spliced from 13 exons. The record is from RefSeq and is a predicted model, not a curated record. NCBI's taxonomy places the organism in Eukaryota, Metazoa, Chordata, Actinopteri, Pleuronectiformes, Soleidae. Gene Ontology annotation, cellular component: voltage-gated calcium channel complex. Gene Ontology annotation, biological process: calcium ion transmembrane transport; regulation of voltage-gated calcium channel activity; chemical synaptic transmission. The coding region runs from base 388 to 1896 and encodes 502 amino acids.